Messenger RNA from Ricinus communis (castor bean), 1074 nucleotides. Its product is annotated as RING-H2 finger protein ATL33. Gene Ontology annotation, biological process: protein ubiquitination. The coding region runs from base 192 to 794 and encodes 200 amino acids. Lineage: Eukaryota; Viridiplantae; Streptophyta; Magnoliopsida; Malpighiales; Euphorbiaceae. The transcript has a single exon. The record is from RefSeq and is a predicted model, not a curated record.
UAUUGCCCUCUUAAAUGGUUCCAAAUUCAACACAAAAUUCCACAAGGGCACAGCUAGCUUCUCUCUCCAACAAUAUUAUUUUUUCUAAAAAAGAAAUUAUUUAAAAUCAAGAAUCAACAGAAACACAAAAAAUAAAACUUGUUUCCUUCCCCUCUCUCUCUCUCUCUCUCUCUCUCUCUCUCUUCCCUUUCAUGGAGCAACACCCACCUACCAUUUUCAUUGCUCCUAAUCCUCCACCUUUCCCUGCACCACCGAGAAGUGUAGAUUUAUCUCCUCUUGAAUUCAUCCUUGCUUUGAUAGCUGUUAUCGCUAUACCCGCCUUGAUCUACACUUUCUUUUUCUCUAUCAAGUGUCCUCCUGGCCCUUUCAGGAGUCGCCGGCGUCACCGGACUGAUUCUGAUGAGUUCUUCGCUAGCAGUAACGACGACAACAACAGCAGCCCAAGUGAGAAUAAGGAUGGUGUCUCAGAUGUCAAGUAUCAGAAAGAUACACAUGUUAAAGAUAUUGGCAGUGAGUGUCCAGUUUGCUUGUCUGUUUAUGCUGAAGGUGAAGAAGUUAAACAAUUAAGUAGCUGCAAGCAUUCAUUCCAUGCUUCUUGUAUCGACAUGUGGUUGAAUUCUCACUCCAAUUGUCCUGUUUGUCGGGCUUCUGUUCCUGUCAAGAAGCCUAACAAUAAUAAUAAUAAUAAUAAUAAUAACAACAACACUGGGUCGUCGAAUAAUGUUUCAUCAGCAAGAUCAAGAGAUGCCAGUGAUUUCCACCAAGGUUUGCCCGAUGCUGCCAAUUUGGUUUAACUAGAUCUGGUUAUAGCUUCGUUAAUCAAUCUUCUUGUUUUGUUCUUGGUUCAGUUUCUGCCUUUUUCUUGAAAGGAAAAUCUCAGUGCUGUUUUUGAAGGAUGAGAAAUUGAUUCUUUAGUAAGCAGUUAGAUAGAGUAGAAGGAUUUUUCCCAGAAAAUGACCUCCAAGUUGAAGAACAUGGAGCAGAUUAAAAGUAGAAAUUGAAAAUACAGAUCAUAGAUGCCAUUCUUGUUUCCUUUUUGGCUAAAGAUUCCUAAUGUGAUUUCAUUUCUUUUCA